AUGAGCACUAUUCUCAAUGUGGCCGUUGUCAGUUUUCAUCAUAAACGGGGAUGUGAGGUCGAAUAUUCUCAUCCUCCAUUCGACGGCCCUGGAGAAGGCGGCCUCCCUGAAGAAUGGAACAAUUUGCCAUCUUUAGCUUUACCUGACGGUGUACAUAAUUGUAAUCAAGAUACAAUUUUCUUCUUACUUCCAUCUCGAACAGACCCUGGAAAAUGUGUAUUCGGAAUAUCAUGUUAUCGUCAAAUCGAUGCCAAUGAAUUGCUCUCAAAAUCAGAGGAUGUGACACGAACAAGUGUUCAGAAAUGUGUAUGUGUAAUCUCUCGAAUUCCCUUAUUCGGAGCGCUGAAAUCGAAAUUAGAGGUUAUAACACAAGCUUAUUUCGAACAACGCGAUUUUUCAAAGAUUGAAGUUUUAUCUCAAAUGUACACGAAUCUUUGCGAUAUGUUCGACGAGAAUAUGUCUGAUGACUACUAUUCCAAUAUUGUUUCUCACGAGUUGUCCGUUCAAGAGCUAUUUAUUCGAUUCCGCCAUAGAGCCCUUCUUCUCUUCAAAUUGUUUCUAUUAGAGAGAAAAAUCUUAUUUCUUGCGCCAUCUGGAUUACGGUUAAGUGAAACAAUGUUAGCAGUCAUUUCAUUAUUCCCAAAGAUGCUCGAAGACGGUCUCUUUCAUGCAACAAUCGGAUUGUAUAAAACAUCAGAUAAAAAGCCGGAAUCGCCUGCCAUCAGCAAAUCCAAAGAAAAUGAGGAAAUUGAAAUUCAGGAAGACAUUUCUGUAGAAUAUCUAAGAGACGAUCCUAUUAAAAAGAAGGAUUCUUAUGGAUUUCCGUUGAGUAUUUUUGCACAGGCUACGUAUUUUGAUCCAUAUCUUCCAAUUCAAUUCAUUGAUUCGGUCAAACAUGUUCGAAGCUGUGUUGUUGGUGCGACAAAUGCCUUAUAUGGAACUAAAAAAGAUGUCUUCGAUGUGAUUGUUAAGAUAGAGGAAGACACGAAUUUAGUUCACAAUCACAUUGUCAUCGAAAAUGAGAGCCUCGAACGGACUACUGCUCUAACAGCUGCUGACUUGAGAUUUGCAGAUUUUGUCAUCAAAAAGGUUGAGGAACAGCGAAAAUGUGCAACUGCUGAAUUCGAUGGAAGCGAUGAAUGGGUUCGCCUUCAAAUGCGUACAUAUCUGUUAAGUCUCGCCGCAACUGCUCGCUCUAACUUACAAGCUUCAAUUCCUCAUUAUGGUUUGACGUUUAUUAACGAGUGGAAAAGAACGAGGAAUUACAUUAUUUGGAUGUCACAGCCGCAUGAAGAUUUGUGCUCAGCUGCUCCAGGGCACAUGUUCUCGGAGCAUCAGGGAGUUUAUGACGUCUAUCUUCGAUUAGAACAUGCUGUAAAUGGAGUUGAAGGAGCUUCGAAGGUCAUCGGAGCUGUUAACACAACAGGCAAGAAUAUUGGAAAUUCGAUUGGCGAAACAGGUAGCAAGGUGAAGGCGAAGUUCACCAAUUGGUGGAACCGACGAGGUGUGCCGACGGCAGAGGAAGUUGAAUCUGCUGAAAUUGCUGAAGCCCAGGAAGCGAAGCCAGCCGAAAGAGAGUCCACCAAGUAG
This is a messenger RNA of Caenorhabditis bovis, 1590 nucleotides long. The record is from the annotation of a GenBank genome assembly. NCBI's taxonomy places the organism in Eukaryota, Metazoa, Nematoda, Chromadorea, Rhabditida, Rhabditidae.